AUAUUUUUUAAAUAUGACUUACAAGCCGAGUGACUCAUGGAGGGAUGGAUUAUCUGAACAGAUUCUUCUUUAAUUUUCUGACUAUAAUUAUAAUCCCCCCCAUAAUGAAAGUGGCAAGACAGGACUUGAACUCCCCACUCUGCAUUGCUCUCUCUCUCUCUCUCUCUCUCUCUCUCUCUCUCUUCUGUACCUCUCUGAUUUGAGCCUUUAGAAAAGCAUAGCAAUCCCCUUUGGGAGUUGGCAGAAAAUGAAGAUGUCUAAACCCUACUUCAUUUUUUGCCUUGUUUUGGUUGAGUUGCUGCGGAGACAACCACAGCUCUCCUUUGUACAAGGCCAACAAAUCUACGUGGACAACAAGCAGCUCCAUUGCGACAAGCACCCCAAUUUCACGCGUGGCUUUGCAUGCAACGGUUUCCAAUCCUCGUGCCAAGCCUAUCUCACCUUCCGAUCCAAUCCUCCUUAUGACUCUCCGGCGGCCAUCGGCUUGCUCCUGGGCACCCAACCCGAUCUCAUUGCCCAGGCCAACAACGUCUCCAGCUUCGGCACCAUUCCCACCGACAAACAAAUCCUCGUCCCCAUAAAAAAUUGCUCCUGUUCGGGUCCUUACUAUCAGUACAACACAUCCUACAGGCUGAACAGUACAUCUGAGACCUACUUCAUCCUCGCCAACGACACGUACCAGGGGCUGACCACCUGCCAGGCCAUGACGGCUCAAAACCCAUAUGAUGUCCGCAAUCUGAUGGUGGGGCAGAAUCUGGAGGUGCCCCUUCGGUGUGCUUGCCCUACUUCCAACCAGGUUGCUACUGGGGUUAAGUACUUGCUCACUUUCAUGGUCACCUGGAAAGAUGACAUUUCUUCUAUUGCUGAGCUAUUUGGUUUGGAGGAGCAGAGCGUUCUGGAUGCAAACGAGCUGUCUCCGGAUGACAUAAUCUACCCUUUUACACCCAUUCUAGUUCCCCUCAAGAGCAAGCCCACUAGUAUUCAGAGAAUAGCCUCUCCGCCCCCAGCACCGCCGCCUCCCCAGUCUCCCCCCGCCGUCCCUGCUGGCUCUGGGAAAUCUAAGAAACGAUGGGUAUUUGUGGGUGUUGCCAUUGGAGCUGUUUCUUUGCUUGUUCUCUCAGCUUCCUCACUUUGGUUCUUCUGUGGCCGACGCCGCUACUUUCACCAGAAGGCUGCAACCGAUCCAGUACUCCCAACUCAGGCAGAACAUUUUAAGAAUCCCCCGCAUUCACCCCCUAAAAAUUUUAUUUCUACCGAAGGCGUGCGUUAUGCUGUCGAAUCCUUGACCAUGUACAUGUUUGAAGACUUGCAAACGGCAACUGGGUUCUUCGGGGAAGCUAACAAAAUCAAGGGUUCUGUCUAUCUUGGAUCCUUUCGGGGUGAUGAAGCUGUUGUGAAGAUCAUGAAUGGGGAUGUGUCGGGAGAGAUCGAUUUGUUGAAGCGCAUCAACCACAACAACAUCAUCAGGCUUUCUGGCUUCUGCGUGCAUGGCGGGAACACCUACCUUGUUUACGAACAUGCGGAUAAUGGAUCCAUCAGUGACUGGCUUCACUCGAACAAGCAUCAAGCAUGUCCCCCUCUGACAUGGAAGCAGAGGCUUCAGGUUGCCUAUGAUGUGGCGGAUGCCCUCACCUACCUCCACAACUAUGCCAACCCUCCCCAUAUCCACAAGAACUUGAAGACCAGCAACAUUCUUUUGGAUUCAAAUUUCAGAGCCAAGCUUUCCAAUUUUGGACUCGCAAGAAAAAUGGAGAAUGGAGACGGAGGAUUCCUCCAACUGACCCGACAUGUGGUCGGUACUCAGGGUUACAUGGCACCCGAGUACAUCGAGAACGGAAUGGUUACUCCUAAGCUAGACGUGUUUGCAUUUGGGGUUGUGAUGUUAGAGCUCUUAUCCGGAAGAAAAGCAGCCGCCGAGAAGGAUGGACGAGAUCGUGAAGACUCGCUAUUUGCAUCCAUAAGAGUGGUGCUCGAAGGAGACAAUGUUAGGGAGAAACUUCGAGGAUUCGUUGAUCCUUCUCUUGGGCAUGAGUACCCUAUGGAUUUAGCUUACUCCAUGGCCCAGCUAGCUAAAAGCUGUGUUGCCCAUGACCUCAACUCUCGCCCCGCCAUGCCAGAAGUUUUCAUGGUUCUUUCGAAGAUUCUCUCCUCCUCAUUGGACUGGGAUCCAUCCGACGAGGUUGAACGUUCAGAAUCAAUUAGUCAUACACGUGGCAGAUAGAUGGCAUAGCUUAUGAUAUUGCUUCACGAGAUUGAGAUGCAUAAUGAACUAAAGCAAUUCAAUGGCGUCAGGUCGUGCUAUGUUGUAGUAGCAGAAGGAAUGAAACUAUUUUAUAUACUAAUAAUCAUAAUAAUCAGACCCUAUUGUAUGUUUCACUCUUUGUAUACAUAAUAGUAUGCAGUUCUACUCA
Messenger RNA from Carya illinoinensis, 2411 nucleotides. RefSeq names its product protein LYK5-like. Bases 248 to 2221 code for a protein of 657 amino acids. The record is from RefSeq and is a predicted model, not a curated record. Gene Ontology annotation, biological process: protein phosphorylation. Gene Ontology annotation, molecular function: protein kinase activity; ATP binding. The transcript has a single exon. Lineage: Eukaryota; Viridiplantae; Streptophyta; Magnoliopsida; Fagales; Juglandaceae.